This is a messenger RNA of Pocillopora damicornis (cauliflower coral), 975 nucleotides long. RefSeq lists its product as uncharacterized. Gene Ontology annotation, molecular function: delayed rectifier potassium channel activity. Gene Ontology annotation, cellular component: membrane; voltage-gated potassium channel complex. NCBI's taxonomy places the organism in Eukaryota, Metazoa, Cnidaria, Anthozoa, Scleractinia, Pocilloporidae. The record is from RefSeq and is a predicted model, not a curated record. Gene Ontology annotation, biological process: potassium ion transmembrane transport; action potential.
AUGUUAACACACGAUUCGACUUCCGUGGAAUCACUUACAACAGUAGGGUACGGUGAUAAGACGCCUAAAACCUUCUGUGGACGUUCAUUUGGUAUAAUAUGGAUUCUGAUAGGAGCUAUAACGUUGUCGCUGUUCACCGCCUUAAUGACAAAUGCUAUCCAAGCUUCCCUGGAUGGUACGAGGUGUAGGGACAUCGGUGGCAAAAAGGUGGGUGUGUCCAACAAGAAUCCUGAAACGCAUAUAGUCGCUAUGGAGCUGGACGCAGACUUUGUCAAGUUCAACAACCUGGAUGAAAUGCAAGAAAGUCUUAGCCAAGGAACAAUUGGAAGAGUAAUGGUGGAUCGCAAUACUGCAUUUCACUUUUUGGAUAAAUCUGGUUUAAAACGAAACAGGCAGAUCCGAAUGAUUCGUAACAUCGAUUAUCCAAUGGAAUAUUACCUGGCUCACGUGAGCCAUGACGUAAUGGCGUCACCGAAUGACACGAACGAUUCUGAUGACGAAGUAUUGGAUAGAAAAAUUCAGCUUUCGGUUUGCGGGGAAAGCCUGAAAGAGUUAUCAGCGGAUAUGGUUGCAUAUGCAAAAGAAACUGCUAAAGAGCAACUUAUGCCUGCCGAAUUACAGACAGCAGAUUUGUCCGAUGAAAUGGAAGGGUUAUUCUCCACCGGCUCACAAAUGACCAAAUUUAUAUUAUUAGCCUUAUUGGGAAUACUUGCCUUCCUACUGAUCAUCGGCAAACUUUGGGAAGUCUACACCAACUGUAAGCCAAUGGUACACAAGAAGAGAAAAGUGCAUGAUGUCUUCUUCGUGAAUAUUCUCAUAUCUGAACACAACUUGAAGUCUGGUAGCCUCAGGAGGUUUCUAACCACAUCAUAUCUUGGCGGUGUUAACGAUGCAUGUUGCAACUCUGAGAUUGGUCCUAUAUCUAAUGGUUUGCUGCGAUUUAUGGCUCGCCAGGAGCCAAAAGCUCCAACUUGA